Molecule: messenger RNA, 396 nt
Organism: Staurois parvus
Lineage: Eukaryota; Metazoa; Chordata; Amphibia; Anura; Ranidae
Source: the annotation of a GenBank genome assembly
AUGCAGACUACUUCUACAAACAUUUGUGAAAGAAUGUGCAAUAAGUCCAUCCAUGACAUUUCCUUGCUACUAAAUAUUCCAUGGUCAACUGUUAGUGGUAUUAUACCAAAGUGGAAGCCAUCGGGAGCAACAGCAACUCAGCCGCCAAGUGGUAGGCCACGUAAAAUGACAGAGCGGGGUCAGCGCAUGCUGAAGCGCACAGUGCGCAGAAGUCGCCAUCUGUCUUCAGAGUCAAUAGCUAAAGACCUCCAAACUUCGUGUGGCCUCCAGAUUAGCACAAAAACAGAGCGCAAAGAGCUUCAUGGAAUCGGUUUCCAUGACCAAGUAGCUGCAUCGCAAAGUGCAAUGCAAAGCGUCGUAUGCAGUGGUGUAAAGCACACUGCCACUGGAAUCUAG